AUGAAUGAUACACCGUAUCAUAAUCUCAUAAUGAAACACCUGGAGCACAACCCUCUGAUGUACAGUUUGGAAAACGUCACUAACAACAUCUCUCUGGGCGACCAGAACUCCACAGAAUGCGCCCAGAUAAUGAUCCCUCACGAACUAUUUUUGACCUUGGGUUUAAUAAGCCUGGUAGAGAACAUUUUAGUCGUGCUCGCAAUUAUCAAGAACAGGAAUCUGCAUUCCCCCAUGUACUAUUUCAUCUGUUGCCUGGCAGUCUCUGACAUGUUAGUGAGUGUCAGCAACGUAGUGGAAACGAUGUUCAUGUUGUUAACAGAGCACGGACUGCUAGUUGUCACACCGCAUAUGAUGAAGCACUUGGACAACGUCAUUGACAUCAUGAUCUGCAGCUCAGUGGUUUCGUCACUGUCGUUCCUCAGCACCAUCGCUGCAGAUCGAUACAUCACCAUUUUUUACGCAUUACGCUACCACAGUAUCAUGACAACUCAGCGUGCAGUGGCCGUAAUUGUGAUAAUCUGGUUGGCUAGUACCAUCUCCAGCACCCUGUUCAUUGUGUAUUACACCGAUAAUGCUGUGAUCGUAUGUCUCGUGACUUUCUUUUGCAUCACGCUGGUAUUUACUGCAGUCCUGUAUCUGCACAUGUUCAUUCUUGCCCACGUCCACUCACGGCGCAUCGUAGCAUUCCACAAGAGCCGCCGCCAGGCCACUAGCAUGAAAGGCGCCAUAACUCUGACCAUCCUACUUGGCGUCUUCAUCAUCUGCUGGGGGCCCUUCUUCCUCCAUCUCAUUCUCAUCCUCACCUGUCCCAAGAGCCCGUACUGCACCUGCUUUUUUAGCCACUUCAACCUCUUUUUAAUUCUCAUUAUCUGCAACUCGCUCAUAGAUCCGCUCAUUUACGCGUACAGGAGCCAGGAGCUGCGUAAGACUUUGAAGGAGCUAGUGUUGUGUUCUUGGUGCUUCGUAAUGUAG
Megalops cyprinoides (Indo-Pacific tarpon) is the source of this 972-nucleotide messenger RNA. It is a transcript of the gene mc1r, whose product is annotated as melanocortin 1 receptor. The transcript has a single exon. Lineage: Eukaryota; Metazoa; Chordata; Actinopteri; Elopiformes; Megalopidae. Gene Ontology annotation, cellular component: membrane. The coding region runs from base 1 to 972 and encodes 323 amino acids. Gene Ontology annotation, molecular function: melanocyte-stimulating hormone receptor activity. The record is from RefSeq and is a predicted model, not a curated record. Gene Ontology annotation, biological process: G protein-coupled receptor signaling pathway.